AUGCAGUGCGUUUACCUAAAGUUUCUCCUAACAUUCGUCCUUUUGACGAUUGCUUCAUUAUCUUCCGCAGAACAACAACAACAACAAAAAGAUCGCCACCCCGUCGUCAAGAAUCGAGAACACAACAACCGAGAACUUCAACAACAAGUGCAACAAGUACCACAACAGCAACAACAAGGACAUAGAAGAGAGCAAGUAACAUGUGAACGAGGAAACAGAACUCCUUUCCAGAGCAGGAUUGAACUGAGCCUGGCCGUUAACGUUUAUGUAGCCACGAAUGGGGCUGAUAUUAGUCAACAGGCCGUCUAUGGGACUCCAAUCAAUUGUUGGGACGUUUCCCAAAUCACAAUCAUGACACGAUUAUUCGAGGGAAAAUCCACCUUCAAUGCCGAUGUUUCUGGAUGGGAAGUCUCCCAAGUGACCAACAUGGAUCGCAUGUUUGCCGGUUGCACGGCUUUCAAUCAGCCUUUGCAGGCUUGGGACAUGUCGGGGGUGACCUCGGCGAAUGCGAUGUUUGAAAAUGCCCGAUCCUUCAAUCGGCCUCUAUCGUCCUGGAAUUUGCAAUCUUUGGGCAGCGCGUCGGGUAUUUUUCAAGGGGCAUCUUCCUUUUCCCAGAACUUGUGCGGUUGGAGCAACCAGCUCCCGGCUUCAUUUACUUCUACGCAAGUGCUUGGUGGAUUUCGAGACACAAACUGUCCCGUCCAGACUGAACCAAUCUGUACACCGGGCCAAGGAGGAUGCCAAGGUCCAUUUUGCUUUGCUUGUCCGACGGCACCCACUGCUCCAGUGCCCGCUACAAACCCGCCAACGGCUACAACGAAAGCUCCAAGUAUCCCAACUCCCACACCAACAAAGAGGCCUACGCCACUGCCGUCGGCAGCCACAAAUGCCCCAAUCCCCCCACCAACCAAAACUCCUACGGCUACAACGAAAGCUCCAAGUGCACCAAGUCUUCCUCCAACAAAAAGGCCUACGCCACUUCCAUCUGCAUCACCAUCCAGCGGACCUACCGUCAAGGCGACACCGAGCCCAACUGUCACACCUGGAGAACCUACAGUUUCACCUACCAUUGCUGCUUCAGUCAAUCCCACCAUGGUCCAGACUAGCGAGCCAUCUCCUCCACGUGUUGAUCAACCGACCGUGGCACCUGUCGCUACGGGUUUUCUUCCACCAUUUACAUCCACACCUAUGACACCGACGGUUUCACCUCCACCCUCAUGGAAUCCAACUGCGGCUCCUCCUGUUGGAAUUUUGGAUAACAGCGCUGCUGCUGGAAGGAUGUCACAAUGGAUGGAAUCGUUAAUUGCGAUUGCAGCAACCAUGGCCGUUGUCAUUUGGUGA
Messenger RNA from Cylindrotheca closterium, 1341 nucleotides. The record is from the annotation of a GenBank genome assembly. Lineage: Eukaryota; Bacillariophyta; Bacillariophyceae; Bacillariales; Bacillariaceae.